CGCAUAUACGCUCAUAUAAAUCCCCGACGUCGUUCCGUUUCUGCAGUAUUUCUUCAUUGGAAAAAGCGAAAGAGGAGAGGGACAGAGAGAACAAUCAAAAGGCCAAAAAAGAGGAAGAAAAUUGAAACCCAAGUCUGUGACAAAUGCAGGUGACAGCACGGCCACGUGACGUCACGCCGGCCUGAGAUCUCCAGCUGGGCUUCGACGGCGAGGGCGAGGAAGACGGGUUUAUGAAAUUCCCAGGUAUGGGCGGGUCGAGCCCCACGGCUGCUGCUGCGGCGGCCGGCUCUGGAGGCGGGAAUGGUGGCGCCGGCGGGAGCUGCUGCGACAUGAGCAUGCGGUGCUGGUGCAGGUGGCGUUGCAAGGAGCACCAGCACUGCCAGCACCGCUUGAUAUCGUCUGGGUUGCUUUUCUUCUUUGGUUGCUUUGUGGUGUACGGAGCGCUUGCUACGCUCUAUGCGUGGCUCGUGUUCUCGCCGCCCGUGCGUCCGCCGGCGCUGGCCGGAUCGAUGCUCGGGUGCCAAGAGGACAAUGAGGGGUCCUGGUCCGUGGGUGUGUUCUACGGGGACUCUCCUUUUUCUCUCAAGCCCAUUGAAACGAUGAAUGUGUGGAGGGACGACAGUGCAGCGUGGCCGGUGGCUAACCCUGUGUUGACCUGUUCUUCGGUUUCUGAUGCCGGCUUCCCUAGCAAUUUUGUUGCUGAUCCUUUUCUUUAUGUUCAGGGUGAAACACUUUACCUCUUCUAUGAAACCAAGAAUUCAAUCACUAUGCAAGGAGAUAUUGGAGUCGCAAAAAGUACUGAUAAGGGAGCAACGUGGCAAGAAGUAGGCAUUGCCUUGGAUGAGGACUGGCAUCUCUCUUAUCCGUUUGUCUUCGACUACCUUGGCCAAAUUUAUUUGAUGCCCGAGAGUAGUGGGAAAGGGGAACUCCGUCUUUACCGUGCACUUAACUUUCCUUUGCAAUGGACACUGGAUAAGGUCAUCAUGAAAAAGCCCCUUGUUGAUUCCUUCAUCAUCAAUUAUGAUGAGAAGUACUGGCUUUUUGGUUCAGAUCAUAGUGGUUUUGGUGCCAGCAAGAAUGGACAGCUGGAGAUCUGGUAUAGUAGCUCACCUUUUGGUCCUUGGAAACCACACAAGAAGAACCCUAUAUAUAAUACUGACAAGAGCGUGGGGGCUCGAAAUGGAGGGAGACCCUUUUUCUACAAUGGAAACCUUUAUCGUGUUGGCCAAGACUGCGGUGAAACAUAUGGGAGACGAGUACGCAUCUUCAAGGUAGAAGUUCUAACAGAUGAUGAAUAUAAAGAAGUUGAAGUCCCCUUAGGCUUUGUAGAGCCUAAUAAAGGCCGUAAUGCUUGGAAUGGUGAUCGGUAUCAUCACCUUGAUGUGCAGCAGCUUAGUACUGGUGAAUGGAUUGGGGUUAUGGAUGGAGACCGCGUACCUUCUGGAGACCCAUCCUGGCGGUUCAUUCUUGGUUGUGCUUCAGUUGCAGUUGUUGCUGUACUUGUUGUGCUGCUUGGUGUGCUACUUGGAGCUGUGAAGUGUAUUAUUCCCCUGAAAUGGUGCAUCCAUGACUUGGGAAAGAGAAGUGAUGCUUUCUUGGCCUGGGAAAGAUCAAAUCUGUUUUCUUCCAAAGUGAGGCGGUUUUGCAGCCGCUUAAACAGAGCUCCUUCAUCUAUCCGAGGAUGGAUAAAACCUAAUACCUGUUCUGGAAGACUAGUUGUCGCGAUAAUAUUUACAUUUGGAGUUGCACUAAUGUGCACAGGUGUUAAAUAUAUCUAUGGGGGCAACGGUGCUGAAGAAUCUUACCUUUGGAAAGGUCACUACUCUCAGUUCACAUUAUUAACAAUGACGUAUGAUGCAAGGCUCUGGAAUUUAAAAAUGUAUGUGAAGCAUUACUCAAGGUGUUCUUCAGUGCGAGAAAUUGUGGUGGUGUGGAACAAGGGGAUACCUCCCGACUUGAGUGAUCUGGACUCGGCGGUGCCAGUUAGGAUCAGAGUAGAGAAAGAGAACUCGCUAAAUAAUCGGUUCAAAAAUGAUUCCUUGAUAAAUACCCGUGCUGUUCUUGAGCUCGACGAUGACAUUAUGAUGACUUGCAAUGAUAUUGAGCGGGGUUUUAGGGUAUGGCGUCAGCACCCAGAUUGUAUUGUCGGAUUCUACCCCCGGCUCAUUGAUGGAAGUCCAUUGAAGUAUAGGUGUGAGAAACAUGCCCGAAGACAAAAGGGGUAUAACAUGGUUCUUACAGGGGCAGCUUUCGUUGAUGCUCAAGUAGCCUUCAAUAUGUACUGGGGUGAGGAAGCCAAGAAAGGGAGGGAACUGGUGGAUAAGUACUUUAACUGCGAGGACGUGCUACUAAAUUUCUUGUAUGCAAAUGCAAGCUCAUCCAGGACUGUAGAAUAUGUGAGACCGGCAUGGGCAAUAGAUACAUCAAAGUUAUCUGGUGCAGCCAUUAGCAGAAACACAAAAGAGCAUUACAAGGUAAGAAGCAAAUGUCUUCUUAAAUUUUCGGAGAUGUAUGGAACUUUGGCAGGCCGGAAGUGGGAAUUUGAUGGUCGGAAGGAUGGUUGGGAUCUAUAGUGACAAAUAAAUCUUGACACCAGCUCACUGACUCUUCCCUUUCUGAUCUUCCUUCUCUCAUCUUGUAUCAAUUUUUGUUACUCCUUUCUUCUUUUACCCCUGCUGUGAAUUGUGUUGGGGGAAAUGUCAGGUUUCAAUAGCUUUCGUUUGCAAAAUGUAUAUUGGUUUUGUCAUAGUUUUUUAUUUUAACCCCCUUGCUCUUUUCUUUCUUUCUUUGUGUUUCCCCUUUUUGAUUUUGUGAAAUUGAUCAAAUAUGGGUUCAUUGGAAAA
Molecule: messenger RNA, 2843 nt
Organism: Alnus glutinosa
Lineage: Eukaryota; Viridiplantae; Streptophyta; Magnoliopsida; Fagales; Betulaceae
Product: glucosamine inositolphosphorylceramide transferase 1
Exons: 4
Coding region: 231-2573 (780 amino acids)
Cellular component (GO): membrane
Molecular function (GO): glycosyltransferase activity
Source: RefSeq, a predicted model, not a curated record